Sinocyclocheilus anshuiensis is the source of this 764-nucleotide messenger RNA. Its product is annotated as GTPase IMAP family member 4-like. Gene Ontology annotation, molecular function: GTP binding. The coding region runs from base 45 to 764 and encodes 239 amino acids. The record is from RefSeq and is a predicted model, not a curated record. Lineage: Eukaryota; Metazoa; Chordata; Actinopteri; Cypriniformes; Cyprinidae. The transcript is spliced from 3 exons.
UUCAUGGGUUCAUUGUGAUCAGUCUGUAUUCAGAUACAGUGAAAAUGGCGACAGAACCUACAACACUUCCUGCGAUGUCAGCGAUCUUCUCCAGUACAGAUGAUUCAGUGAUCCGGAUUCUUCUGAUGGGCAGAAACGCUUCUGGGAAAAGCUCAUCUGGAAAUAAGAUACUGGGACAAAAGAGGUUUAAAGUUCACAUACAACAGAAAAAGAAUGAAGUUGAAGAUGAAUUUGGUGAAGUUUGUGAGGGCCAUACACAGAUCUGUGGGAAGCAGGUGCAUGUGAUUGAUUGUCCGGAUCUACUGGAUCCAAAUCUGAAUAAAGAGCAGCUGGAGAUGUUGAAAGAGCAGCUAGUCUCUCGAUGUUCAGAAGGUCUCAGUUCAGUUCUGCUCACUGUUCCUCUAGUGAAAAAUGUGGAAAAUGAAGAAGAGAUUUUGGCUUUUCUUCGAUAUUUACUAGGACCUCAUAUUCAGAAAUACAUCAUGAUUCUGUUCACACAUGAAGAUGAACUGGAGGAUCUGGAUGAAACCAUUGAUGAACAUUUAAAAAACCAUGAAGAUCUCCAGCAACUGGUGACUGAAUGUGGAAGAAGGUUUUACUGUUUCAAUAACAAGUGUAAAUCAGACAAUCAGAAACAAGAACUACUGCAGAAGAUUGAAGAAAUGAUAAUUGAGAACAGACGGAAAUUUACCAUGGAACAAAUGAAGAGGAGUGACAGCAAAGACACUUUUAUCAAUUUUGAACUGGAUAAUCCAGAUGGUUGA